AUGGAUUUAUUCAAUACAGAAGGAGAUGAGUCAUCAUCACAUGAAAGUAACGCCCUUGAUCAAUUGGAUAAUAAUAACGAAUUUGAAAUGAAUAGUCAAGAACAAACGCCAGCUAUUGAGAAUUCUUUAAAUGAUCAAGAACGCGAAAAUGAUGAAAACCCUUUAUUAGAGGAAAAAACUUCACCAAAUAAUAAUGAUUAUAAUGAAGAAGAAGAUGAUGACAAUGAUAAUAAUAACACAUCGACAACGGUAGAUCAUUCAUUUGUAACUGCAACAGCUAUUGAUACCUCUCAAGAUGAAAAUAAAUCAGAAGAAAAUGAUGCACAUUUAUCAACCGAUAUUACUGAUUAUAAUAAAGAAGAAAAUAAACACAGUGAUAAUGAUAAUAAUAAUAAUAACAACAACAAUAAUGAUGAUGAUGAUGAUGAUGAUGAGGGCAAAAAUCAUAUUGAAAAUACUGAUAGUCCUGUGUCUGAAAGUAAAGAUGAUAACACGGAUGUUGAUAUGCUCAAGGAUGACAACGCAGCAGGAAAUAAUGAAGAAGAGAUAAUAAAGGAUACCGAGACUACUGAAACACCAAUAUCGGAGAUAGAUAAUAAUAAUUCCAUAAUGAGGGGUGAACAAGAAUCAAACUCUGAAAUACCUAACGAGGAGGAUAAUAUCGAAAAAAUUUCUUCUACUGACAAUAAUAAAGUUGAGGAGGAAAAAGACCUUGAUAAGUCUGAUGAUAAUGGCAAUGAGAAGAAGGAUACCGAUAUGAAUGGUGAUGAAGAAAAAGACUUUAAUGUAAAUGAUGAUGACCUCGACGAGGAAGAAGAAGAAGAUGAUGAACAAAUUGAUGAUAUCCCCGAACAGGAAAGUGACGCAGAUACAGAGACUCCUAAGAUCCCAGAUUAUAGGAGCCACGGAAUAACAGAUGGUGUUACUGUAACAACUUUAAAUCAAGAACUUGAGGAAGAAAAAAAUACCACCACUAUUAAUGAGGAUGAUAAUACUAAUAAUAAUAGCAAUGAUAAUUCUUUGAUAAAUGAAGUAUAUAACGCUGAUGAUCAGGAAAAGGAUAACUUGGGGUUGAACACAGGUGAGGAAGACGAUGAAGAAGAAGAAGAGGAGGAGGAAGAAGAAGCAGAUGAUGAAGAGACACAUAGGGAAAAAAGUACAGAUUUUGAAGGUUCACCAUCCGUGGUAAUAAAUGAGUCAGAAACGACUAGCCCUGUAACACUAACUUCUGAAUUAAAUCAAAAUACAACAGAAAAUCAAUCAGAAUAUAUGAAUAGAGAUAACAAGAUAGUGACAAACGUUUCACAGGUCGAUUCAACAUCAGCAGUUCAAAGUAACACAAAGGAAAAUGAAACAACUGAACCAACUGAUGAACAUUUCAAUGAUGAUAAAUUAAUUGCAGAAGAUAAUUCAACAGAAAAAAGAGAGGAAAACUCAGCCAAUGUUGAAAAGUCCGCUCAAGAAAUUCACGACGUUUCUCCUGAUUCCAAUCAUAACCAUUCAAGUCCGCAAGAACAUAGUAUAUCUAAACAUCACACACGUAAGGUAGAAGAUGGAAUUAUAAUACCACAAACUCAUGAGAUCGUUAUACCAAGUUAUUCAACGUGGUUCAAUUUAAGAAAAAUACAUCAAAUUGAAAAGAAAUCCCUACCAGAAUUUUUCACAAACAGAAUUGCAUCAAAAACUCCCGAGAUUUAUAUUAAAUAUAGAAAUUUCAUGGUCAACUCAUAUAGACUAAAUCCAAACGAAUACUUCAGUGUCACGGCAGCAAGAAGAAAUCUAUCUGGUGAUGCUGCAUCUAUAUUCAGAAUUCAUAAAUUCUUGAUGAAAUGGGGUCUGAUAAAUUAUCAAGUUAGUGCGAAACAACUACCAAAAACUGUCGAACCACCAUAUACCAAUGAAUUUUCUACAAAACAUGAUGCACCAAGAGGUAUCUUCCCAUUUGAAAGUUAUAAACCUUCUGUUCAAUUACCAGAUAUGGCAAAAUUAAAGAAGAUGAUGGAUGUUGAGGAUGAACGUAGUACAUUGUACAAAUAUUUAAGUCAAGAAAAAAAGCGGACCUUCUCUGAACUAGAGAAGAAUGAAAUGCAGGAAUCUGAGUCUAUCAAUAAUAAUGAAACUAAACCUGCAACCUCAUCGACUAUCCCUCUAAAUGAAACUAGACCUAUCAAGAGACCAAAUAUUUUAGAUAAUGUUAGUGUCUCAACAGAGAAAGUAAAAUGGGAAAGGGAAGAUUUGAAGAAAUUAUUGUUUGGUAUUCAAACUUACGGAUCUGAUUGGUACAAAGUUGCUAAACAUGUAGGUAACAAGACACCAGAGCAGUGUGUUUUAAGAUUUUUACAAUUACCAAUAGAGGAUAAAUUCUUAUACCAAGACUUAAAUAAAUUACCAGGUAACCACACGGAAAAGGGCCAAAGUUCCGUUGUUAGUGUAGAUGAUUUGGGACCACUGAAAUUUGCCCCUCAUCUUCCCUUUUCAAAAAGUGAAAAUCCGGUUCUAUCUACAAUUGCAUUCCUGGUAGGUCUUGUAGACCCCCAGAUAGUUCAACAAAUGACCAAUCGUGCUAUUCGUUCAAUGGAAGAUGAUGAGAAAGAAAAUAUCGGUGAAGAGGAUAAUAAAUUGAAUGAUAAAAUGGAGGUGUACAAUGACGAUAAAGUUGAAAAGGCAGACGAAACUGAAAAUGUCGAUACCCAAAUUGCCAUAAAGGAACAUCCUGAAACACAAACAGCCGAAACACCUGCAAAAAUCGAGGAUGAGAGUACUAAAACUAAUGCAGAACCUCUUUCAGAAAAUCGUGAGGAGAUUAAACCUGAUACUGUAAAGGAAGAUAAGGUAGAACCUAGUUCAGAAGAAGGUGAAAGUGGUGCGAAAAAUACAGGUUUGACUGUACCCUCUGCUAUACCCGAGGAUGUGGAAAUGAUAGAUUCAACAACACAACAACAAAACUCAAGAGAAGGUAGCAGUGAUAAUACUGAUGCAUUAUUUGGCGACGACAAUAGCGAUGAAGAUAUGAUGGCAGAUGAAUACAAAGAAGAUGAAACCAAAAAUAUUGAUACAACAGAUGUAGUCGGUCCAUCAGAAUCAGUUAUUGAAUCAGAAACACUAAAAGAUAAUACUUCUUUAGAUGUAACAGGCCAAAAUAAGGAGGAACACCUUGAAAAUAAAGAGGAAGCAGGAACUUCACCUGAAGAUAUCGUUACCACGAAGGUGGACACCAAUACAAAUUCUAAUGAUGCUACUGAAAACCAGACGGAAAAGAUUGGUGAAAAGAAUGAACCAGAGGUUGUCUUAGAUACUUUAGUGGAAAUGAGAAGUUCCACAAUGCCAGUGAUUGAAAAGGAGGAACCUCCAAAGGAGACAGAAGCAGAAGAAAAUAAUGAUGUUAAAGAAGGUUCUGAAAUUGCUAUAUCAUCUUUAGGUGUUCGUUCCCAUGUAUUCGCCAAUAAUGAAGAAAGACAAAUGAAUAAGCUGGCUAACCAAAUGAUUCAAAUUCAACUUGAAAAACUAGAAACCAAACUGAAAAUAUUUGAUAAACUAGAAAGAUCCUUGGAGUUCGACAAGAAGAAAUUGGAAAGGAAACAAGAAGAAUUUUUAGUACAACGUUUGACAUUCGCCAAAAGUUCAAAUUUACUUGUGAAGAAGUUCGACAAGGCAUUGAAUUUGUUAAAUGAUAACCAUGCUGAGAGUUCCACAUCUACAAAGAAUGUGGAUGAAUCCACGAUAAAGUCAUUAACGUCUUCUGUGAGUGAGAUGAAACAAUUAUUGUCUAGACCACUUUAUCUAAGUUUCGGCUCAAAAGUGGAAGGUCCAAAAAUGUCCACCACUGAAGAAACAGACACAACAGAAGAUUUGGAAAAUGGAAUGAAACCAAUUUCCAUUGAGAAUCCCCAAGUUUACAGAUAUUGGUCAGCCUAG
Messenger RNA from Maudiozyma saulgeensis, 3915 nucleotides. The record is from the annotation of a GenBank genome assembly. NCBI's taxonomy places the organism in Eukaryota, Fungi, Ascomycota, Saccharomycetes, Saccharomycetales, Saccharomycetaceae.